Racocetra persica is the source of this 669-nucleotide messenger RNA. The record is from the annotation of a GenBank genome assembly. Lineage: Eukaryota; Fungi; Glomeromycota; Glomeromycetes; Diversisporales; Gigasporaceae.
AUGACUACCACUUACACUCAAACUUUUACUCAUAAUCACACUCGUGCAACUCCAAGACUUAUCUUGAAAACUACUAAUGAUAAUAACUCAACCGCAUCGACAACCUUGGUUACAGCUUCCACGUCUCGUUCGUCGUCACCUAUAAAGACAACCAGUUCUUCUUUAACCUUACCAAAACAUACUCGAAAGGCUCGUUCUAUGCGUAGACAUUUAAGAAAGCCUCCAUCCUUUGAUACUUAUCUUUCUUCUUCACAACCUACGCCUGUCAUUCAAUCAAACACACCACCUCAUACGCCACCUUAUUGUUCAAAGAGGUCCAACUCAUUAUCCUCCUCGUGCUCUUCGAUUUCAUCGGAGGAUAAUCCUAAUUAUCCAAAUUUUUCCAGAGAAGAAUUAAUUUAUGCUAAAAAUACUCUGAAUAUAUCUACCAGUUCACUUAAUAGUAUUCCUCAAAUUCGUACACGAAGAAGUUCAGGUGCUACUAAAUCUGUUCGGUUUUUAGGAGAUGAUGAUAAAAGUGACCGUAGUAGUAUUUCAAGUUCUUUGGUAAUUACUAAAAAUGACAUUGAUAAUGAACUUAUAAAGCCAAGCGCUUAUUAUGUUAUGUUUAACUUUAUACAGGAUCUUGUAAGAUUUAGGUUGGAUUUACCUUUUCUGUGGGCUGGUUAG